Aplosporella prunicola CBS 121167 is the source of this 690-nucleotide messenger RNA. RefSeq lists its product as uncharacterized. The record is from RefSeq and is a predicted model, not a curated record. The transcript is spliced from 2 exons. The coding region runs from base 22 to 690 and encodes 222 amino acids. Lineage: Eukaryota; Fungi; Ascomycota; Dothideomycetes; Botryosphaeriales; Aplosporellaceae.
CCACCCCCUCACCAACCCACAAUGCCGCUCAUCAAAUCGCUCGCGACCUUCACCGCCGCAUCCGCCGCCUUCGUCGGCGCCAGCUGGAAGCUGUACACCAAAGAUUCGCGCUUCGUGCCGUACGGCCUCAGCUCGCCCGAUUUCCAAAGCGCGCUGUGGCGGGCGCGCAACCCGGCCGCGAACCCGCCCGCGUGCGUCGACCACUGCGAGCGCCGCGUCCCGCUGGCCCAGCUGCAGACGACUGACCAGAACGAGCUGACGCGCCGCUUCUGCGCCGGCGUCUGGAGCGGCCCGGGGUUCCGCAUCCAGCGUCGCAUGCUCGAGAAGGAGGGCCGCCAUUUGCCCGGCCGUGACGCCGAUCUCUGGGAGAAGGACCAGUUUGAGAACAGCGAUUAUGCCCUCGGCACUAAGGUUGCCGACCACUUUGAGGUCGUCGAGCGCUCGCCGAGCAAGGUGACCGUACGAUGCGGCGACACGCCCGCGAACGCGGAUUUCCGGCCCUCGGACGGCAUCUUCACGAUGGAGGUGACCAAGGACGCGACGCACGCGACGUUCCACAUGAAGAGCUUCUUCUUCAACUCGACGCCCGAGGGCUCCGUCGCCGGCCAGCUGCCCUGGUGGUUCGAGUUCCUGCACCGCGAGUACGCCAAGCUGUGGAUGGAGACGAGCGUGCGCAAGCUCAUGAAGUAG